This is a messenger RNA of Camponotus floridanus (Florida carpenter ant), 592 nucleotides long. Its product is annotated as fatty acid synthase. Gene Ontology annotation, biological process: fatty acid biosynthetic process. The transcript is spliced from 3 exons. Gene Ontology annotation, molecular function: fatty acid synthase activity. NCBI's taxonomy places the organism in Eukaryota, Metazoa, Arthropoda, Insecta, Hymenoptera, Formicidae. The coding region runs from base 4 to 498 and encodes 164 amino acids. The record is from RefSeq and is a predicted model, not a curated record.
GCUAUGGUAAAAGCUUACAAUUUGAUUCGAUCUGGAUUUUGCGACGCAGCUAUUGUCGCUAGUGUCAAUUUGUGCAUUCAUCCUCUUAUAACUCAACAGUUUCAUCUUCUGGGAGUUUUAUCCGGCGAUGGCUACUGUAAACCUUACGAUGAAGAAGGUACCGGUUACAUGCGUAGCGAUGGGGCCACAGUAGUGUACUUGCAAAAAGCAAAGGAUGCAAAAAGAAUUUAUGCGACUUUUGUUUAUGGUAAAACCAACUGCGAUGGUUUUAAAGAAGAAGGAAUUACUUUUCCAUCAUUAGAUAAACAAAAAUUAUUAUUGGAAGAAUUUUACAAAGAAUGUAACGUUUCACCCCUUGAAUUAUCUUAUUUAGAAGCUCAUGCAACUGGCACUAUAGCCGGAUCCCGUGGAGCUUCAAGCAAUCGACGAAGCUUUAUGCAUCAAAAGAGAUCUUCCUCUAUUAGUAGGUUCAGUAAAAUCGAAUGCUGGACAUUCUGAAGCCGCUAGCGGUCAUUGUCAAAUUGCAAAGGUUUUAAUAGCGAUGGAAACUGGUAUAAUUCCUCCUACUAUACAUUUUAAACGUCCACGAAAG